Tetrahymena thermophila SB210 is the source of this 444-nucleotide messenger RNA. RefSeq lists its product as hypothetical. The record is from RefSeq and is a predicted model, not a curated record. The transcript is spliced from 2 exons. Lineage: Eukaryota; Ciliophora; Oligohymenophorea; Hymenostomatida; Tetrahymenidae.
AUGUUUAAAAAUUAACAUUAAAAAAGGAAGGAUAUAUCUACAGAUCUAAUCUCUUAAGCAGAACAGUAAAGAAUUCAUAAUUUUGUAUACUCAAAUAAGCUUAUUAUUGAAAAUCAAUUUAAUGGAGUAAGAUUUAUUAUCGUAUUUUUAGCUUAUUAAAACAAUUUUGUUUAGAUUUCGCAAAGUUUUAACAUAUUGAAUUCAGCUUAUAUUAAAUACCAAAGUAAAAAAAUAACAACAAAUGGAAAAUUUAAUCCUAUACAAUGCUCUAUGAGAUCAUAUGACAAAAGAGAAUGUCCAAAAUACAUGUAUACUGAGCAACAAAAGAGUUUUCUUUACCUAGAAUAGUGGUUUGAUGUUAACAUAUAUUAAUUUGAUAAGCUUAGCAGUCAGUAGAAACUUCAGCUUUCAUUGGUAAUAAUAUAUUUAUUUAUUUUUGAAUGA